UAUAUAUUUUUCCCUGAUGAAUUCUCCUCUGUCCUGACAUUCGGUUGACAUGGGAGACUGGUGGACGACAGAAACAAUGGAGCCGUCUUUAGAGCGCCAUGACCUCUCAAGGAUAUCUCAGGUAACAAUGUCCCCCUCGAGGCAGAACAACCAUCCUGAGAUGCACUCCUCCAUGCUGCUGUCCAAGAGCUCCUACAAUGUCAUGAAUGCCUUCUGUAAUGAGGAUAAUGUCUCCCAAUGCACCACCUACAUAAAUCAGGAGAUGAGCUCACUGGGCCUCCCCCUGAUGUACGUGGAUGCCUGCUCAGAGGAGGGGACGGGCAGGCAGAGCACCGUGGCAGCCCUGAACGUCAUGUAUGAGCUGCUGCAGAAGCACCGCCGCAGUCAGCUCUCCUUGCAAGAGCUGGAGACAGCGCAGGUCAAGACCAGCGGCACCCUGGAACACCUUCAGAUCAGCAACUGCAGACUCAAGGAUCAGUUGGAGUUCUCCAAAAGGGAGAAAUCUGGACUACACGAGACAGAGAGGCAGCUACAGCUCAAAAUCAAGACUUUGCAGAAUUGCCUGAAAACGGAGAAAGAAGAGGUUCAGAAGCUUCAGGCCAUCAUCACCAGCCGUGCGUCUCAGUACAGCCACAAUGCCAAGAGGAAGGAGAGAGAGUCGAGCAAGCUUAAGGAACGCCUAGGCCAGCUACUGGUGGACAAAAGAGAUAAGAAAAUAACAAUUGAUGUGUUAAACUACUUGGGGCGGUCUGAUGGAAAAAGAAGCCAAUGGAAGACAGGAAAGAUGGAGGCCAGACAUGAGGGAGAGAUGUACAAGUCCUUGCUGAGUGAGUAUGAGGAGCGUCAGAGGGCCCUGAUGCUGGAGAACGUCGAGCUGAACCAAGUGCUCCAGCAGAUGAAGAAGGAGAUGGUGUCCAUCCUGAGCCCCAGGAAGCCCUCCAGGGGAGCCAUCGCCGAGGACAGUCUGGAGCAGGCCUUCUCGGACAAGGAGGAGGAGGUGGCUUGGGACUCCAGUAGGGAACCCCUGGACCAGUCGUGUGAGCACGCUCGGGAGCAGCUCACCAACAGCAUCCGCCAGCAGUGGAGGAGACUGAAGAGCCACAUGGAGAGACUGGACAGCCAAGUGUCCUUGGUGCAAUCUCAGCAGGGUGCGGGUGAAGAGCUGGUCUCCAGGGAGAUCCACGAGGAGGAGAUGGAGAAGAUGAGGUUGGAGAUGCAGCAGUGCAAAGACUUUAUCCAGACCCAGCAGCAGCUCUUACAGCAACAGCUCUUUUCUCCAUACGACGACGAGACUGCGGCGGUGCUGAACGACGGCUACACACUGGAGGAGAAAGAGAGACUCAAGGAGGAGUGGAAGCUCUUUGAAGAGCAGAAGAGAAACUUUGAGAGGGAGAGAAAGAACUUUACAGAUGCUGCUAUCCGCUUGGGCCAUGAGAAAAAGUCUUUUGAGGAGGAUCGUGCCUCUUGGCUGAAGAAUCAGUUUUUUAACUUAACUCCUUUUGUGGACCGCAAGAGACAUUCUAUGUCUGACAACCAAAGUGCCUUAUCAAUCCGCAGUGAACCAGAGAUGAGGAGAUUACCAUCCACUCCAGCCCAGCUGACCAAAUCACAGACGUAUGCUGUUUUUUCCACUCCAAAGGGUGUGCCGCAUGGCAGUGGCAUGCCAUCCACGGCUGAUCUGUACCGCACACUCCGCCUCAUCCCCAACAGCAGUUCCUCCAGAUCCCAGUCAAAGCGGGGGAGCUGGCAAGGGUCAAACACCACACAGGGUGGAGAUAGUCCAGUCAGGGCCAGGCAAAGACAUGGAGAUGAAGAUUACAGUAUGUUUUCGUUUGAUGGAGAUCAAAGAAGCCUCAACUAAAGAACAUACAGAGCCAUUGCUUUGGACCCCUCUCAACAGAUGGCCUAGUUCUGCUGUUGUCAACACUGCCUUAGGAUGCCACAGACACUCUUUACAUAUUGUUUUAUCAUGGAUAAUGUACCUGUGACUGAUCCUAUUCCAGAACAUGAUUAUACAGCACUUUUAUGUCAGUAAUUAUUAAGCCAUUGCCAAGUCUAGAAGAAUGUUAGAACUGUAUGUUUUGGCAGUAGGCAUGGCCUAUUUGUGGAUGAUUUGGGAUAAUUGUUACGACAUAUUUUUACAAUGUGAUAGCUAGGUGGGGGUCAUGUGAAAAGUUUACAUAUUUUCUUCACUCCAGAUGAAUGGAUACUUUUUGGUAUGAGAACUAUAGUUUUAGAUUAAAGAUGAUUUGCUGCUUUCACAGUGCAAUAAAGUAUUUUUUUGUCUUUUCAGUUUAUUGUCGGUGUUUUGCUGCCCCCUACCGCAGGUUAAUAGAGGCGUCACCAAAACCGUGAAUGCCAAAUAGAAAGGAAGAAUCUACCGGAUAUGUGCCUUUGCUACUUUGUUUAAACAUAUAACUAGCAGCCGUGAUAGCCUCGUUCUACAAGAUGUCUGGUUCAUCAAAUCUGGUCGCCAUGAAGAAGGUUGUACAGCAGCUACGCUUUGAAGCGAGUAUAAACAGAGUAAAGGUUUCUCAGGCCGCGGCAGAUCUCCAGCAGUUCUGCAUGCAGAACGCCAACCAGGACCCUCUGCUCACUGGAGUUUCCACUAGUACCAAUCCAUUCAGACCACAGAGAGUGUGCUCCUUUUUAUGAGACCAGCCACUGCAUUCUUUCGGCCUUCAUUUUGAUGCUACAGGGAAAUGCUGACCUCACUGACCUCCAUGCCAAGGCAUUCCAAUGCCACAUGAUGUUUCAAAGUGUCUGACUCUUGUCUGGAAUAUUGCCAUCUAUUUACAGCCACAUUAGGGGGGGGGGAGACUGGUUUAGAUUUCAUGGCAGAGUGUGGUUUUUAAGUAAAUUAUGGUGCCUUUUCUAUUCUAUUUUAUCCAUCAUUGGUCUUGACUUUUUGUAUUUAGAAAAUAAAACUAAUUCUUGCUCUUCUACAUAAA
This is a messenger RNA of Hypomesus transpacificus, 2951 nucleotides long. It is a transcript of the gene ssx2ipa, whose product is annotated as synovial sarcoma, X breakpoint 2 interacting protein a. The record is from RefSeq and is a predicted model, not a curated record. The coding region runs from base 50 to 1861 and encodes 603 amino acids. The transcript is spliced from 15 exons. Lineage: Eukaryota; Metazoa; Chordata; Actinopteri; Osmeriformes; Osmeridae.